Messenger RNA from Thlaspi arvense, 300 nucleotides. NCBI's taxonomy places the organism in Eukaryota, Viridiplantae, Streptophyta, Magnoliopsida, Brassicales, Brassicaceae. The record is from the annotation of a GenBank genome assembly.
AUGGAUAGGGUUAUGAGGAUGUCGUCAGAAAAAGGAGUGGUUAUCUUCAGCAAGAGCUCGUGUUGUUUGUCAUACGCAGUUCAAGUCCUCUUCCAAGAUCUUGGGGUUAACCCUAAGGUCCACGAGAUUGAUAAGGACCCUGAAUGCCGGGAGAUCGAGAAGGCACUAAUGAGGCUAGGCUGCUCAAAGCCGGUCCCAGCCGUCUUUAUUGGUGGCAAGCUCGUUGGUUCGACCAACGAAGUAAUGUCGAUGCACCUAAGCAGCUCGUUGGUUCCCCUAGUGAAGCCGUAUCUUUGUUAA